Molecule: messenger RNA, 1309 nt
Organism: Erpetoichthys calabaricus (reedfish)
Lineage: Eukaryota; Metazoa; Chordata; Cladistia; Polypteriformes; Polypteridae
Gene: ctu1
Product: cytosolic thiouridylase subunit 1 homolog (S. pombe)
Exons: 3
Coding region: 190-1215 (341 amino acids)
Biological process (GO): tRNA wobble position uridine thiolation
Cellular component (GO): mitochondrion; cytosolic tRNA wobble base thiouridylase complex
Molecular function (GO): tRNA binding
Source: RefSeq, a predicted model, not a curated record
ACGACGGUGUGGUGUGUCGUGUCCUUGUAAUGGGCUGAUAAUGUACGUUUUUGUUUACGAAAACAAAAAUCACAGUUGGAAGGUGAAAUAAAAGUUGAAAUCUACGAAGAGUGGCAUUUCGGCCACAACCUGGCACAUCGAUUUAAAAACUCGACACGUGAUUAGAAAAUUAAGCCUGUGCCCGCCAGCAUGCCUGUUCUGUGCAGCCGCUGUGAAAUCAAGAAAGCACAUCUGAAACGCCCCAAGACUGGACACUCGCUGUGCAAGGAGUGCUUUUUUUGGGUGUUUGAGGAGGAGGUACAUCAUAGCAUUGUCUCUGCCAAGCUGUUUAACAGGGGGGAGACAGUCGGAAUCGGGGCAUCCGGUGGCAAAGAUUCCACUGUCCUAGCUCAUGUCAUGAAGGUUCUCAAUGAGCGUUAUGACUAUGGCUUGAACUUGAUAUUGCUCUCUGUUGACGAAGGCAUAACUGGUUACAGGGAUGACUCUUUGGAGACUGUGAAACGCAACCAAGAGCAAUAUGAAUUGCCACUGAAGAUUGUUUCUUAUGAGGAGCUCUAUGGCUGGACCAUGGAUACCAUUGUAAAGCAAGUGGGUUUGAAGAACAAUUGCACCUUCUGUGGAGUUUUCCGGAGACAGGCACUGGAUAGGGGAGCCAUGAUGCUUGAAGUGGACAAAAUUUGCACCGGACAUAAUGCUGAUGAUGUUGCAGAAACUGUGCUGAUGAAUUUCCUUCGGGGUGAUAUUGCCAGGCUGCGGCGCUGCACAGCCAUUUCAACAGGCAGUGAGGGGGCUAUACCUCGCUGCAAGCCACUCAAGUACGCCUACGAGAAGGAGAUUGUCCUGUAUGCAUAUUUUAAGAAACUGGACUACUUCUCCACUGAAUGCAUUUAUUCCCCCAAUGCUUACAGAGGACAUGCUCGCAGCUUUCUAAAAGAUCUUGAGUCCAUCCGCCCAAGCUCGAUCAUUGAUGUGAUCCACUCUGGUGAGAAUCUGUCUGUCAAGGAGGAGGUACGCAUGCCCAUUCAGGGCAACUGUGCCCGUUGCGGGUACAUUUCCAGCCAGAAACUCUGUAAGGCCUGUGUGCUUCUUGAGGGACUCAAUAGAGGCCUUCCAAAACUAGGGAUUGGUAAACACCACAAGCUACAGGAUAAGCUUCUGAAAAGUCAACCGCUGACCGAAGAAGAGGAAAAGAAGUUCAAAAUGAUCAGCUUCUGAUGUUUAGGAUACAAGAGCAUCUCAUUUGUGGGGUGAAGGGGUAGAAAUUGAGUGGCAUUUUUAUUUUUGUCAUUUGCGUGAAAUUAAGAAAUAA